Molecule: messenger RNA, 258 nt
Organism: Heterobasidion irregulare TC 32-1
Lineage: Eukaryota; Fungi; Basidiomycota; Agaricomycetes; Russulales; Bondarzewiaceae
Exons: 1
Source: RefSeq, a predicted model, not a curated record
AUCAACUCGGCAUGUGAAGGGGUCAUAGUAAACGAGACAUGGGUCAGGAAACAUCGUUUCCCCACCUACACACUCAAUAACCCCAUCCGCAUCCGGAACGUCAAUGACACUAUUAAUAAAGCAGGUCUCAUCCAGUCCCCCUUGGAUGUGAACCUCACUAUUCGGGAGAUCCGUGGACGAAUGCACACUGAGCACGUCCAGAUCUUUAUCUCCAAUCUAGGAAAGGACAACCUUAUCCUGGGAACAGAUUGGCUGAAA